This is a messenger RNA of Limanda limanda (common dab), 4945 nucleotides long. RefSeq names its product EYA transcriptional coactivator and phosphatase 3 (gene eya3). The record is from RefSeq and is a predicted model, not a curated record. Gene Ontology annotation, cellular component: nucleus. Gene Ontology annotation, biological process: positive regulation of DNA repair; cell differentiation; multicellular organism development. NCBI's taxonomy places the organism in Eukaryota, Metazoa, Chordata, Actinopteri, Pleuronectiformes, Pleuronectidae. The transcript has 18 exons. Gene Ontology annotation, molecular function: protein tyrosine phosphatase activity. Bases 127 to 1812 code for a protein of 561 amino acids.
UAACAACAGACAAAGCUGGACUCUGUGGAUUCACAUGAAGACGCGGAUUUAAAGACACUCGUCCUUCGUCCUUCGAUGGGUCCGGACAGGCGGUGCAGGUAGAGGCAGUGGGCUGAGCGUGCAGACAUGUCGGGUCGCUCCUCUGCAGAGAUGGACGACUCGCAGGAGCUGCCGGAGCUGCCGUUAAAGAAAGCCAAGCUUGAGAUCGAUGGUGGACUGGAGAAAGAUUCCAGUGCUCUGGGUGACGAUGGGAGUCCAGCUGCUGGUUUAGGUCCUUCAGAGCAGGAGAACUCGUAUUCUGCUCUGUCCACCGCUCAGCUUGAUCCAGACGAGCAGGAGCAGUCGGACAUAGACAGAGGAGCAGCGUCUCAAGACUGUGGCGACACCAUGAACUCGUAUGCACAUUCUGCCACAGAUUCAACGGGCACUUCUGAAUACACCCAACAGGUUUAUCAAGGAAGCAAUCCCGCGGUGACGUACCCCGGUCAGAUGGGCUUUCCUCCUCUGGUCCAGUCCACUGUGUACUCGGCCUUCCCCCAGACGGGUCAAACCUACGGCCUCCCACCGUUUGGCUCCAGUUUUACAACGUCCAGUGUGUACUCCAACAUCCCCUCAGCUACAGCCACCACCACAGCCCCCACCACAGCCACCCAACAGGAAUUCAGCAGCUACAACUCUCUGGGUCCGAGUCAGUUCUCUCAGUACUACACUCUCCCCCCCAGCUACGUCCCGGCCGGGCUGGCCAGCAGCGACGAGCAGGGGGCGGGGCCGGCGGGAUACUCGGCUGUGAAGUCAGAGGAGGCGGCCUCAGCCGGACUUCCUCCCAGAGAUGCCUCUCCACCAGAGAACCUCCCAGUAGGAGCAGCUCUUCCCAUCAGCGUGGCGCUCCCUGCUGAUGCCAGAGAGCAGGACGAGGUCGGCCGCAGGAACUCGGUUGGGAAAGCUAAAGGAAAAGGGAAGAAGUCUGAGAACUCCCCCCCGGCAGACAGCGAUCUGGAGCGUAUUUUUCUGUGGGAUCUGGAUGAGACCAUCAUCAUAUUCCAUUCGCUGCUCACUGGCUCCUACGCACAGAAGUUUGGCAAGGACCCAGCGACGGUGUUGAACUUGGGUCUGCAGAUGGAGGAGCUGAUCUUUGAGCUGGCCGACACUCACCUGUUCUUCAAUGACCUGGAGGAAUGUGAUCAAGUCCAUGUUGAGGACGUGGCUUCUGAUGACAAUGGCCAGGACCUGAGUAACUACAACUUCUUGGCCGAUGGCUUUAAUGGGCCCAGUGGUGGAGGAGCAACAGGAACCACAGCCGGAGUCCAGGGAGGAGUGGAGUGGAUGCGUAAACUGGCCUUUCGAUACCGCCGGCUAAAAGAGAUCUACAACAGCUACAAAGCAAGUGUUGGAGGUCUGUUGAGUCCGAUGAAGAGGGAGCUGCUCGGACGACUUCAGUCUGAGAUCGAGAACGUGACGGACGCCUGGCUCAGCACAGCGCUCAAGUCUCUGCUGCUCAUCCAGUCCAGGGGGAAGUGCAUGAACGUGUUGGUCACCACCACUCAGCUGGUUCCUGCGCUGGCCAAGGUCCUGCUCUACGGCCUGGGAGACGUGUUCCCCAUCGAGAACAUCUACAGUGCAACCAAAAUAGGAAAAGAAAGUUGCUUUGAGAGGAUCAUUUCUCGCUUCGGGAAGAAAGUUACUUAUGUGGUGAUCGGUGACGGUCGAGACGAGGAGUUUGCAGCAAAACAGCACAACAUGCCUUUCUGGAGGAUCUCCACUCACGGCGACCUCGUGUCCCUGCACCAAGCGCUGGAACUGGACUUCCUGUAGAGGAGCGGCUGCGCUGAAUGUCGUACACUCAAAGGGAAGACGUGGUCGUGGUCCUGUUGGCUCAUGGAGAUGCACUGCGUGAAAAAAAAUCCUUCAGAACCCCAACAAUACACACUCGCAUUUUAGAAUCUGCUCUAAAGGACGACGGACGCCUCGGUGUGAAACGGUAAAUGAACUGAGACGGACUUUGGGGCGGAGCCGAGACUGUGAGUAACAGACUGGACGCAGCCGUCGGCUGAAUUAAGGUUCCUCACGUCCGGCACCCCCCCCUUUCGGCAGCUAACCUCACCACGGCUGAGACUGGCACUGAUUUGGAAACAGAAGGGAAGACAGAUUUUAACUUUCUCCUCCUCCUCGGUCUUUGGCCUCAUUUUCUUUGUUCAUUAUCAAAGAUCUCCUGCAGUAAACGCUAUCCUGUUUAUUUUUAUAUUUCUCUUUCUGUCUGGAUAUUGACAACCAAAGGGCCGUUCUUCUUAAAUGUCCUUCUCUCGUGGAGUAGUUGUAGCUUUAUAUUUAGACCCUGUAUUAUUUGAAAGAAUAAUAUCAAAGCAAACAUUGGGUUGUUCUGCACUCGUUCAAAGACUUGAAGGCAUCACUUUGCAGUUUCCUUUGCAAAUCACUUGACUUUCUAGUUUCUGACCCUCAUCAAGAAUCAAAUAAUAAUGUUUGUAUUUGAGCCAGUCGGGUUUUUAACACAAGGUACGAGAUGGGAUUUUAAAAAAACAGAAAACCAGACGUCUGCUGCUCCCCCGGUCAAACCACAGGUCAGUCAGCUGACCUCCUCCAGUGUGAGUGUGUGAUCCGUGGUCAGCAGGCGUGUGCUGAGAAUCACCGGUUCCUGGAUGAACAAACACUUUUCACCACCAAUCCUCAAUGUAUUUAAAUCAUCUCUCAAGUGCAGCCAUCAACAGAACUCUCAAAAACCGUCCAGUGGUAUUGAGUAUACUUCAUUUUCCCUGUGUGGACAUAAUAUCCGUGUAUUAGAAGUUGCCUGAAGUUGAUUUUGUGUUAGAUGUGAGACGCGCCGCUCGGAUCUCAGAAUAAGAUUUGUUUCCCUCGGCUGGUUGAGAGCCGUCUCUUCUUUCUUCAGCUACAAGUGAUUUUUUAAAAGUCGUCUUUUGCCUGAAACAUUUUUUAACAUGAAGCUGAUAAUGAUCGCUUGGUUUUCACAGGACGACGACAAUUAUCGGUAACUUUUCUUGUCUCGUUUCCUCGAAAUCCCCUGAGGAGGCGAAUUUGGAUUCAAUGUUUUUAAAAAGGUGAUGCGAUGGAAUUGUAUUUAAAGUCAUAUCUGUCCUAUGCGAUAUAAUACAGCCAAUGUGUUACUGGCUUGUUGUUAAAUCUCAUUUCAAUAUUCUUUUAUUUUUUGUGGCUACGAAAGCAGAAAUGCAUUGUUGAUGAAAUCGACGAUCAUUUUUUACCAAAAAGUAAUUUUUGUUUACAAAGGCGUUUUCUUGACAUGUUUUUUCAGCUUCUGUUUCAGGUUUUAUGUUAUUUUAGCUGUCGUUUGUUUGAACAGUUCUUUAAAACUGUUUCAUUAUCAAUUAAUAACUUUUUAUCGCCUCGUUUUUGUCUAAAUCUGCAACAAUUUAUCAGAUUUAUGAGCAACUAUUGUGAUCAUCAAUUUAUAAUGAAUCAGGAGAUCUGGCUCAAGCUUCUCAAACGAUGGUAUGAACAUCAGUAUCUUGUGUCUGUGGCUGAUGACGUCAGCAGCAGCAACAAUUUCAACUGUGAAAAAACGGGAAAAUGUUCAAUUCACUGUCUCAGAGAAUCAAGAAAAAAUGAAAAAUUCUCCUUAAGUGUCAAAACAAACACAUUUUAGUGACUUAGAUGAUCAAAAUAGUUGCUGACUAGUCAUUUCAGCUUGUUGAACCUUUUUAACUACGACCCCCCCCCCCCACCUCAAUGACUUUUACUGCUUUGAGUUUUCGUCACGGUGACCCACAGCUUCUUAAAGGGGGGGGGGGGAGCAGCGGCGACGACUGUGCAAUACAUUUCUCCUUUGCUCAUUAACUGUAUUUCAAAAAGGGAUUUUUUUAUUUCAGCUGCUUGUUGGAAAUGGGGAGUGGGGGGGGGGAGAGGCGACAACUUCCCUGAAUCUGAGAUUACGACUGAACAAUACUGAGCCCGAAGAAGAUUUUACACACAUGCAGCUCGACCGUUACGAUUGUGUAUUUGUGUGUUACUCGUUUGUGUUACCCGUGUGCCUGUUCAUAUUUAUAUUGUGCCUUUUUAACCAUCAUCCAAACGCAUUAAUCUCAAAGGGAAAUUGUGUACGAUUUUGUGUUGGAUGCAUAUAUCACUGCAUUGUCAUACUAUCCAAAGUGUUACUUUCUUUUAAUCCCAUAUUUCUGUUGUUGUUAUUGAGUUAGACGUUUUGAUUGAACUGUCCUGUCUGCACUGUAUUUAAAAGGUCUCCUAGGAAAAGAGUGUUUGGUGUUGAUUGCUCUCAGUUUUUCCGCUAAUGGUUCCCAGUUUGAGUAUUUUGACCAUUUUACUGGUGAAAAUCUAAUUUCCCAACAUCAGCUUUUAUGGCUCCUUUUGAAAAGGAGGUUUUAUUUUGCUGCUGUGAAAACCCUGUGUGGCUCAGACAAUCACAACCUGUUAGACACGCUGUUUCCUUUUUUUAACGCAGGUCAGAUUACGAAAGAGAGAGGCACGUUUUUAAGAGGCCGGGCUUUUUGGUGUCGUAGGGACAAAUGGGAUCAUUAGCCCCUGACACACAUUUGAAAAAACAUGAGACAAUAUGCAAUCUCUGCGUUUUCUCUUUACUUUAUCUGCAUGCCUUGUCAUGGCCUUCAAAAAAAAAACACGCGACCAUGCAACAUUUAAGGGUCUGUAUUCUUAGACGUGUCCUUUUUCUUUUUAAUGCCAAAUACUGUUGUUGAUUUUAAAAAUGCUGUCUUGUUUAUUUUUCUAUCCUUUUUUUUAAGUAUUUCAUCUCAUUUUCCCGGACUUGUGAGGCUGCGAGUACAGAGCCUGAAUAUGAUCCUGUAAUCUGAACCCUGUCAUCAUUAUUCAUGCUAAUUUAAUUACAGUAAUCACUAUUCCCCCUCAGUUCCUCAACACGGUCCUGUAAGGUUUAUCUGAACCUGAGACUCUCAAUACGAUGUAAAUAAAUUUUAAAGUUUCA